Messenger RNA from Plodia interpunctella (Indianmeal moth), 2679 nucleotides. RefSeq lists its product as uncharacterized. NCBI's taxonomy places the organism in Eukaryota, Metazoa, Arthropoda, Insecta, Lepidoptera, Pyralidae. The transcript has 8 exons. The record is from RefSeq and is a predicted model, not a curated record. Bases 106 to 1083 code for a protein of 325 amino acids.
GUAUUUAGUUUCAUGUUUUUGUCAAAGUCAAGUCACACAUUAUACCUAUGACAUAAUAAUUUAUUAGUAUUAUUUAUAAUUUUAGGGAUAUUUUAAUCAAAGAUCAUGAAUAAGUUCAAGUUAUCUAGAAGGGGCCGUAAGUUGCAGUCGUCGGACGACCAGAGGAUACUGGUGGCGUUGCCUAAAGAAGUGCCUGAAAGGACAUGGGCAGAGAUCCUUCAAAAAGAAGAGAACGACCUGUUUAUCUAUGAGCUACGGGAGGACAUAAUCGAGGCGGCUAUGAACAUCUGCUACGACAAGUACAUGGAGCAACAGACUGCAGUGUUCACAGUGCACUGCGCGGCCACGGCUUGGUUGAAGCUUAUUAAUUGGGAGUUCUAUCGGCACGACCCGGGGGAGGAACCAAGCUCGUACCCGCCCUGCUUCAUUCCUAGGCGAGUGGAAUCCUGGAUCCCCGACGACCUUCCAGAACCCUCUCCCAAAGACAGCUGGUGCAAGCAAGACCUGCCCGUAGUGGAGGAGACGACGGACGAGGUCCUCCAACAGACCACCAGCAGCGACUCGCUGGAGUUGGUCAAGGUUGAGCCGAUACCUUCGGAAUACUGGUUCCCUGGAAAAGUAAACGUGCCAGAGGAGAUGAAAUGGAGACGAGACAAGCCAGCGUCCGUCAGCGAGAUAAUCUCAAGCUCGGUCUCGAUCAGCACUGACGAGAUGAUGGGCGCGGAGAGUGAGGUCCUCCAGAGAGUGACCGACUACAGCAGCGAGGAACUCUCUCCAACUGACUCCCAGUUCAGCGCGUUGAAGACGACCACGCCGGUGGAGGCGUCUCUGCGCGGCGCCGGCGACUCCGUGGUCGACAAGCUGCGGCCAAAGCGACGGACGGAUAAGAGCAGGAUGUUCAGCAAAUCCAAUAUGUCGGGCCGCUCGAAGAACUUCCUCGCGCCAAUAGAGCUGGGUGACUCCCGCUCACGCAUCAGCGUGAUCUCCGACUGCCGCCUGAGGAACUUGAGACUGGACACACAAUACGAGAUAGCAUCAGAGAAGAUCGACUCACCCCCAGGUGAGGUUGUCAAAAGAAAAUAACAAGAACUUUUUAUAAUGAUAGUUUUCUUAAUUAUUGUUUCCUGAUGGCGCGUGUACACGACAGCGACUUUAAAUCCAAUAUGCAUUUUAAUGAAUAUAGAUUCUAAAUUACGUAUACGCUUUUAUUGCGUAUAACUUGGUGUUACACCUUUCAUUCCUUAUAAUAUAUCGUAUCAUAUCAGUCUCCUAUGUAUGAUACUAUUUCUAUUAAGGCCCUUCGCUCGAGUAAAAACGUCAUACAUUCAAACCUUCCUCAGGAAUCACACUAUGCAUUGGUAAAAACAACAUGAAAAGUCGUAUAACAGUUUUUGAGUUUAUCGAACGGACAGGCGAACAUACGCGUUAGAGAAUUUUGUUUUAUAAUAUGUAAGGAAAGGAUACAGUUUAGAUAGAAGUUAAAACAGGAUCGUGUAAAAUAUAACUCCUAUCUGACAGAUAGAAAGACAAAAUGUGGCAUUUGUAAUUUUAUGGAUUUUGUUUAUUAUACGAGUGGUACAAUAAUUGGAGGUAAAAUAAAUAGCAAAAAAGCUUUCAUUCAUUAUAUAGUAUAAAACAAAUUCGCUUCGCGCUCUCUGUCACUAUGUAUAAGAACACAAGGCAUUAUGAUGAAGAGUUUUUUUUAAGAGAUAGAAUGAUACAAGAGGAAGGUUUAUAUGUAGAUAACAUGCAUAAUAUUGCACCCGUGCGAAGCCGGAGCUGGUCGCUAGUUACACAUAUUGUAGGGUUCCGUAGUAAGAUAAAUGUUUUUAUUAUCAUGUCAGUUUUCUCUUACGAGAUUACAUGUAAACAAUCUUCACAUGUACUUAUUGUUAAAUUAAUUAAAAUUCUAGUUGAAACCUAUACAUUCUAAAGUAAAACAUUUAUUAACCACGAAAGUGAUUACCUAAAAACACCAUUUUAAUUUGUAAAUUGUUUAGAAUCGUAAAAAAAAUUCGUUGGAAUGUUUACAUAAUAAUACUAACAAAAUCUGAGGUUUCGCUGCAUUAUUUAUUGUAUCCAAGAUAUAAAUUGUAGGUAUAUUUAAUUUUUGAACUUUAAAUAUUACUUCAUUACUCACUUUAUAUUGAAGCUGUUAUUUGAAGUAGAAACAAUAGUAAGUUCGAUCGCUAGUGUGUACAGUUUUAUACAAAUUCUUUGUAUUAUAACCCAACAUCGUGUUUAGAGUCGCUGUCUCGUGGACGCACCAAUUUAUAUUUUUCAAAUUAAGUCAUGUACUUAAUGUUAAUUCACAAUUCGCCCCAUUAAGGAAGUACUUUGUUUCAACCAUUCUUGUGCUUGAUAAGACUUCAAGCUGAAUUGGGCUUUGAAUCAUAACACAUAAAGCUUGAUUUGGUUUGACAUCGUAAGUAAUGUACUGAAUAUCUAGACUCUAGAUAUUCUGUAAUUAAACACAUGGUAAAAGUAUAAAUUAAAUAAAUAAAUAAAAUAUCUAUAUUCUAGACCAAUUUUUUGAAAUUGUAAAUCCAAUCUUCAGCUAAAAAGUUCGAAGCGACUAUAGUAAUGGGUCGGGUUGGUUUUAUUGCAAUCAUUAUUUUAUUACGUUAAAAUGAUUGUGUUAGAGUAUUUAUUAACAUUAAAUUGGUUACAACAUAAACA